CAUGUGUCAUGACUUCGCGUCUCGGUCCUGGUUGUGAAGGCGGAGAAGAGGGCGGCUUCUGCGCCCGGAGGGAGGCGGAGGCCUGCAGCAGGAUGCCGGAGUACUGGGGGCAUUCUCCAAAUGAGAGAAGUUGCUUUCUUCUUGGAUGUUGAGCUAAAGCAGUUUAUCAUGGGCCAACAGCUGUCAGGUCAGACGCACACUGUUAUUAACAAGCUUCCAGAAAAAGUCAUCAAACAUGUAACUCUGGUUCGAGAAAGUGGCUUCUUGACAUAUGAGGAAUUUUUGGGAAGAGUAGCUGAACUAAAUGACAUCACUGCCAAGUUAGGUUCUGGCCAGGACAAGCAUCUUUUGUUUGAAGUGCAGCCAGGUUCAGAUGCUUCUGCUCUCUGGAAGAUGGCUGUUCGUGUAGUAUGUACUAAGAUAAACAAGACAAGUGGCAUUGUCGAAGCAUCAAGAAUCAUGAACUUGUAUCAGUUCAUUCAACUUUAUAAAGAUGUCACAAGUCAGGCAGCAAGUGUUCUUGUGCAGAACACUGCAUCAGAAGGAGCUGCAGAGGAUCUGUCAUCUGUUGCAUCUUGUCAGGCCAGCAUUUGGAUGGGAAGGGUGAAACAGCUGACUGAUGAGGAAGAAUGUUGCAUCUGCAUGGAUGGACGUGCGGAUCUCAUCUUGCCAUGUGCCCACAGCUUUUGUCAGAAAUGCAUUGACAAAUGGAGCGGUCGUCACAGGAGUUGCCCUAUAUGCCGUCUGCAGGUGACUGCAGCAAAUGAUUCUUGGGUGGUCUCUGAUGCACCUACAGAAGAAGAUAUCGCAACCUACAUACUCAACAUGGUGGAUGAGGCCGGCCAGCCUCACAGGCCCUGAUGGUGAUGGUAGCAAUGAUUCUGUGAUUCCUAGACUUGAAACCUCUUAACACUUCAUUUUCUUUGUUCCCUUUGCUUUGUUUACUCAUUGUGUCAGUCACUGUAAGCUAAAUCAGUAGUCUUUUAAAAAGUGUGUGAAACACAGUCUGCAUUUAUUUUUUUUUAAUUUUCCUUUAAGUGGUGACAUUUUAUCAACUGGUGAUGCUAAGCAUUUUCUUACACUUUAUGAAACACUGGAACAGCAAAUAUUUUAGUUUCAAUAUAGUUCUUUUGUGAUGGUUCGUUCAAAUUGCACUUGGAGAAAUGGGGAAAAAACGUGGGUGGUUACAGAGGGCCUAUUCAGUACUGCACUGAGAAGCAGUCCUUCAUCAGGUGGGUGCAGGCCUGCCUCUGUGAAUAGGAAUCACUACAGUCGCUUUGUAAAAUUCGGUAAUUUGUGUUGCCCCCUUGUGGUAAAUCAUUGCCACUUUUAGUAUUACAUGUAUUUGCUUCAGUAACUACUUGCUGUUGCAAGUUUUGUGAUAGCAGUUAUUUUGAUAAAUAACUGGAUAUUGAACUUCUGUUGAGAAAGAAUAAAUUCUCCAGGCAGCUUAAAUUUAAGGCUUCCUCAUCCAUGAUUGUCAUAAGGUUGGAUUCAGUAAAAGUUUCUGGGGAUUGAAGGGCUUUUUCUGCCAGUGAAAGUCUUUUGAUCCAGCAGAGCUUUUUGGUGGCUGUAUAGGGUGGGAGGCCAUUUUCACCAAUUCUGUUCUCCGCCUGUGGUCUUGUCCUACCCACCAAAAUGUGCCACAGAUAGUUGAGGGACCUUCCAGAACAGGCAGGGUCAUAGGGAUAGGGGCUGCAACGGGAGGCAAGACUUGCCUCCUCCACUCCUUCCACUAGCAGAAGAGUACUUUGCAGAAAAGGAAUUGAGGUUAGUUCCACUAGUGGAUUAACACCAUUGAAUAAAUGUGUGGUUAUGUUCUUUACUGAUGUGUCCAGAACUUACUGAUCAGACCACCAAAGAGUUCUGGUUUCUGAGUAUAUAUCAUACAACUAGCUUUACCAGUUAUGUUAGUUUGGCAUACUUUGAUUUCUUAGUUCUUAUAAACCAGGCCUCUGUUUAAAAAGAAGUAGCUGUAAGUUGGUGACAACAAAUAGUGCUUGACUCCCUUCUACAAGUGCUGUUUUAGUGCAGUGUGAGGAAUUUACAUCAGUUUCUCAUCAUUCUUGACCAUUGAUCAUGUGGCUAAUGUUGAUGAGAACUGGGAGGCCAACAUCUAGAUAGUUACAAAGUUCUGAUUCUUGCUUUACUGUCACAUGACCUGUUGCAUUUGUUCUUAAUCUCUAAUCUUAUAAUGCUUUUCAAAGACAUUGAUGUAAGGAUGCAUAUAGCAGCCUGGCAGUGGGUUAUUGGUGGCAAUGGUAGGCAUCUUUCAGGUCACUAAUUUACACUGCUCAUAAUGUCCAGAGCAAUAUUGCAGGGGUAUUGUGGGAAACUUGAGAGAGUAGCUUACAGACCCAGUCAUCUGGUGUAAGGAGCAGGGCAAGUGGCCUGGCCAGAAGUGGUAGGUGUGGAUGUUAGGCUUGAUUGAUGUAACACAGUCUUUUCUACAUCCAUUUGUAUUUUUAAAGUGUUACAAUUUUUGCCUUUAUUUUGGGAGAGUUAAUAACUUAAAUUUUCAUGAAGUGGCAGUAUCAUAUUUGAGGUUGCCAGGUAUUUGAGCAUUAUAAAAUUGUUUUUUGUCAUUCUCAGUGAACUUUUAAAUAUAUAUGAAGGUUAACACAAAUCUUUUCAGAUUUACAAUGUUAGAUAAAGCCGUUUUAAAUUAUGCCCAAGGUCCUAGGAUUAUGCACUUCAAAAAUGACAAACAUUUGUGGCUUAUUAGAGGUUAUCAGAUGCAGUCCACACAGUUAAAGUAUAGCAGAGGUUGUUUCUUUCUUUCCCUUCUAAUGUGACAUGCCCAAGGGCAGAUUUGACAGCAAUUCUUAUUACUGCAUCCAGGGAGAGCUUUGACUUACUGAAUGCCAGUAAUGGGUUGCAGUCCUGAAAUGAUUUACUUGGGAACAUUUUUUCAUUACACAUUGAUUAUAAAUAGGCAUUGAAGUGCACAGUGAAUAUGAAGAGUAUGGUUUGGUAUUUCUCUGGCUAUAAAAAUAAAACCAACAAUGAGUUCGAGUCAUUCCCUACUUUCCAAAGUAUUUGGAGCUGGUUGUGCUGCAGUAGAUGUGCCUAAUGCUUAACAUCAGUGAUUUAAAGAAACAGUGAACCAUUCUUCCCUGAUGAAGAGUUACCUUCAUUUGACUUCACAUUUUCUUACUGCAGCAUAAACACUGAAGUAUUAAAUCAACCAGCUCUUUUUUCAUGACAAACUAAAAUCCUGCAUUUGUGUCUGGAAAGUCUGAUAUGCCAGAUUUUGAAGAGCUGAAAAUUCCAAAACAAUGGGUAUUAAACCUAUCACUUAGAAAUACAUGUGCACAUGAAAGUGUCACAUCAAUGCUUGUAAAUAGGUGUAUAAUUUAUAUACUUUCUAGUGUGUAUAGCAUUUUAAAUAAAUGUACACAUUGGUGUAUGUACUGUAAUGUGUACCUUGUAUAUGUAUGGAGGGCAGCCAUGUGGACUUGGCCACUCUGGGUUUACUCUUCUGUGUCACUGUUGCUUUUCCUCCCUCCCUCUGUUACACUGUAGAGCUUUGCUUCCCACUAGCAGCAAAGGACUGCCAGUCCUCUGAAGCUGCAUAUGGAAGGGGAAAUUUCCGGAGUAUGUGGGGCAAAAUCCAAGUUACCAUGCUUGCUCAAGCCUUCUCACUAUAAAGCAGGCAAGCACAUAGCAAAAUCACAAACGUGUAGAUUAAAAAUAGUAUGUGCAUUACUUCUGAAAAAACAAUGAAACACUAUAAAACUGUAGCUUAAUUGCACAUUGGAGAUGAGAUGAUUUUGGUUUGGAAAAGUUGAAUUGCUGCUUUUAGAACAAAAAAUUGCAUUCCCUUUUUUAGCAUGAAUGUGAAUAUUUCUUAAGAAUUUGAUAAAGACUGUUAAUAGCUCUAAGCCUUCCAUUGUAUUAUUAUGAAUUUUGUGCAAUAAACACUUCAAUUUCCUUCA
Messenger RNA from Varanus komodoensis (Komodo dragon), 3938 nucleotides. It is a transcript of the gene RNF141, whose product is annotated as ring finger protein 141. The record is from RefSeq and is a predicted model, not a curated record. Bases 121 to 861 code for a protein of 246 amino acids. Gene Ontology annotation, biological process: protein autoubiquitination. The transcript has 6 exons. NCBI's taxonomy places the organism in Eukaryota, Metazoa, Chordata, Lepidosauria, Squamata, Varanidae. Gene Ontology annotation, molecular function: ubiquitin-protein transferase activity.